Hyaloscypha bicolor E is the source of this 761-nucleotide messenger RNA. RefSeq lists its product as uncharacterized. Bases 316 to 717 code for a protein of 133 amino acids. The record is from RefSeq and is a predicted model, not a curated record. The transcript has a single exon. NCBI's taxonomy places the organism in Eukaryota, Fungi, Ascomycota, Leotiomycetes, Helotiales, Hyaloscyphaceae.
UCACCUGGAAGUUGUGUCGAUCCCACCAGUCACCACAUCGCUCCUCGGUCUGAGGAAAAGAGUUCGCCCGGAAGACUGCCCUGCUCUCGGCCUUCUAGCCCCCAAUUGGCCACCAUCAGUUGCUAAUUGCUCCAGGUAUAAAAUGCUUUCCCAUCUUUUUUAUUUCACAUUCUUGAGUACACUUUGACUUCUAGAUUUAUUCUUCUUUAACCCAGCAGCCACGCCCAUUGUUACGCCCUGCUGUACACCUAAUCCGCAGCAAUCAAAUCCCCGAGUCUGCCCAUCAUAAAGGCAAACCAGCCCACAGCAGCAACAAUGUCACAAUACAGCUACACCCAGCACAAAGCCAUCGUUCACUCCCGCGACUCUUCAGUCGCCUCGGGGACAUCCUCCUCAAGCCGGACUUCAGCAGAAGCAUAUUAUUCAUCAUCGUCGAGCAGAACAAGCAUGGCAAAUGGUUUCAAUCCCGCGGACGGUCUCCAGUACCGUCGUGUCCCCGACAAUGGUUUGUGCACCCUCACACAGACUCGUCUGACAAAAGCUAAAUAUUCCACCUCAGAAGACAAAUACAUAACCUCCAAGACUUCCACCACCUCGCGCGGCACAAUCGAAGUCCACAACCACCGCAAAGCCCGCCACACCAGCGAUGAGCCCAGAGCUUCAAAUGCCACAUAUGAAGACUACAAGGAGACCCAACGCAAGCAACAACGCAAGUGAAGUUCGAUUUUCAUGUGAUGAUAAUAGUGGAAGUGAGGCGGGCU